GACUUCCUGUAGCGCAGUGACGCCACAUCCGUCCGGGAAGCGCGCCAAUCGGGAAGGAGCGCGGGAACACCAGCGGCCUGAGGCGGAGCGUCGAGUGAUUGGCUGGCGCCGGAACGUCGAGGGCCGUAGAGGGCGCGUUCUGAUUGGUGGGGACGCUCCCUCAGGCAGGAACCGUAUGCACGUGCCAAGGCGGGACGCGCUCUGCCGGUAGGGCUGCGUCUGCGCCGCGCGCCCCGGGGCUCCUUCCGGAGGCUGCGGGUGGGUCUUCCACUUUCCGGCAGGUCUUCCCAGGCCGUAAGGGCUGCCUCUGCCUGGUUUUGUGUGGCUUUUGGCAUUGGUAGUUGUGAAGGGUUACUGCCAUUACUACAGCCCUCAAAGUUUCAGAUGCAAAUUGCUAAAUGCUGUCCCGGGUGCCAGUAUCAUCCAGAUUCUCCAGCCCAGAUCCGCUCUUUGGUGAAGUUGCUCCUGAGAUCAUCGAGGACACACUGAUCCACCUGGCCAUGGAGAAUGAGCAGCACCUCAGCAUGCUGCCCGGCCCUGUGGGCUGCUUCAGGGAGGCACGCGCUGUGGAAUUUAUAUUCCUUCUGUCUGAAAAAUGGCACCUGGACCAACCAGCAAGGUAUCAAGCAGUAGAGCUACUUGAAAGGUUUAUGAUCAAGCAAGUAGAACAAAUCUGUACGUCCCCCCGACAGAACGUCACAGGUGGUGAAGAAGGCAGAAGCCAGAGCUCUCUGCAAGAACAGAUCUAUGACACAUUUGUCCUACGGCUGGUGUCGUGCAUUCAGCUUGCGAGCAAACUUUCCUUACACUAUAAUGCAGUUAACAGUGACACAGCUGUAAAAUUUCUGCAAUCCUUAAAAUACUCAUACACUAAACAAGAGUUGCUUGAGUCAGAGCUUGCUGUUUUGGAAACUUUGCAGUUCCAGAUCAAUGUGUCGACUCCACUGGCUUACAUUGAACUGCUUCUAGAGGUUUUAGGACAUAAUGGCUGCUUACUUCCUGCAAAACCGCUGCAUCAGAUGUGCAUACAACUACUGGACUUCUUCUAUCUUAAAAGAGAUGCCAUCUAUGACACUUUACUGAGUAUUGCCAUUGAGAAUUUGACACCAAGUGAACUGCAGAUAGCAAAGUUCUUGAUAGUAAAGGAAGAUUUAAUGCUCUUGGCAGUUGGCAUCAUCAGCACAAGUGCUUUCGUGCUAAACCCUGAGCACUGGAAGAAGGUUGUGGAACAUUUAAACUGUAUUACUGGCAUUACUUCACAAAGCAUCUCAGAGUUUUCAUAUGCAGUACUGAAACACAUUAUUGGCAGCAUCACUCCAAAACAGCCCCACAGGAGGUAGAAGAAAAAUGCCAAAGACUAGAAUUAUGCCUUUUAUAUACAGCUAUCCUCUGUAUCUAUUAGUUAGUUUGUUACUAGCAAAGUUACUCUUUUGAUGGUAUUUCACCUCCUGUGAUACUACACAGGGCACCCAAAUUGAUUUUCUUUUGGUUUUGAAUACCGUGUCUGUUCUGUAAUACUUCAUUUGCUAUGUUUAAGUUAGAAAAGCUUGUUCUUCCAGGCUACGCACUCGCGCCGUGAAGACAGGUACACAGGAACAAAGCAGUGUUUAGAACACUUUUUCAGCUCCAAAAGCUUUAUUUUAAGAGCUACAUUUAACUUACUGAAUACAUUUUGUUUGAAAACUGUAAGGAGUCUUAAUUUGAAAAAGCAUUAACGUGAAUGUUAUUCAGCUUGGUCAUCAGUAUUGCUACAAGUUCACAAGCUCAGUUAUUACAAACCGGGCUGUACUGUGCUGCUGGUUCAAAAACUAACUGUUGUUUCAGACAGCUUGCUGCAGCCAGGCUGCUUGUCAGUUUUCCCUUUGCCAGCGGUCAGAGGCUUGUUUGCUCUUGCCUUCAGCAAGCCAGCUAGCUGAGCAGUGUUGUGGAAAGAAAAACUCUCACCUGUUUUGAAAGCUGAGUGCAGUUGUCAAGGCAGCAGGUGCCUGUUCAGCAUAACUGCAUAAGUGCUGAGGGAUGCUUAGGCUGUGACUAGUGUUAGAUGAAAGCAAUCUCAGGGUAGAACGGGCUGUUUUAUCUUUGGUGUUACUCAGUGCACCUCUGUGCAGUAACACGCUACAGCAAGUAUCACAAAUAGGUGAUAUCACUGUAGUAACGUAUUUUGCAGUUUCAAACCCUUGUGAAGUUCAGUGGCAUAAAGAAAUGUAGAUAUGACUUAGAAAAUAUUUAUUUUAAGCUGUACUUCUUCAGUGACCAAACAGACCUUCCAUGCGUUUUUCCACAGCAGUCCCUGUUAGAAACAUUUUAUUUUUCCAACCCCUGUUUUGUUAAGCUGUAACAGUAGUAUCAAACUCGCUGGCAUUUUGAAAUUUGACAGUAACUUAUAUACAUAUCUAUAAACAUCCAAAAUGCCAGUUUAAUGUCUAUUCAGUAGCUGAUUUUUUUUCAAAUUCAGUUCAGCUCAAUUAUAUAAUUUUACCUAUUGCUUUUCUACAUACUACUUGCAAUAACAUUUUUUUUUUUAUUUU
Messenger RNA from Tympanuchus pallidicinctus (lesser prairie-chicken), 2528 nucleotides. RefSeq names its product cyclin N-terminal domain containing 1 (gene CNTD1). Gene Ontology annotation, biological process: reciprocal meiotic recombination. The record is from RefSeq and is a predicted model, not a curated record. The coding region runs from base 399 to 1340 and encodes 313 amino acids. Gene Ontology annotation, cellular component: site of double-strand break. NCBI's taxonomy places the organism in Eukaryota, Metazoa, Chordata, Aves, Galliformes, Phasianidae. The transcript has 7 exons.